Messenger RNA from Sparassis crispa, 258 nucleotides. RefSeq lists its product as hypothetical. The transcript is spliced from 2 exons. Bases 1 to 258 code for a protein of 85 amino acids. The record is from RefSeq and is a predicted model, not a curated record. NCBI's taxonomy places the organism in Eukaryota, Fungi, Basidiomycota, Agaricomycetes, Polyporales, Sparassidaceae.
AUGAUGUUCUCCAGAUCUCUUUCGCUCGCUGCUGUUCUUGCCGCCUGCUCCGUGGCGCUUGCGAGCCCUGCCGGCGUGACGUCCACUACGACGGUUACACGGACGAACCACGUCAACACCGUGGUGUACGACACGACCACUACGACCACUGCGACUUCUUAUUCAACGUCUAUCGUCCCGAGGACCACGACAUUCACGCGUAUCACCACGACUACGACUGUGAGGCCGACGACAACUACCGUUUUCGUGGGUGCAUAG